GAUUGGCCAACAGUGCGAUAAACGCGCAUGGGUCGAAUAAUCUCGUUGCCAGGGUAACCAAUUCGAAAACAUUGUCGAUCGUUCAUUCUCGCGUGGAGCGUGUGUUCGUGUCGCGAGUCGUCGUCCCUGACUUCGACGAUGGAGAAGAGUUUGUCACCGUCAGUUCGAAAGUGGAUUAAAAAAUGUUUGAGAGAAAAAUUCGAGGAACGAGUGCGGAGCGAGCUAGAGAACGAGGAAAGCACUUAUGCGGUUGCAGAAGGAAUAAUGCACUCGGACGAGAUGGAAGAUUGGAUCGAGUCGAUGAAAAAUGCAUUUGAAGAAGAACGAAAGGGUUAUUUGUCCUCUGGUAGAAUUUCAAAACUUCUUGAUUCUCGUCAAGCUGUAUCAUUGUCAUUUGGCAGCGAUGUGUCCGGAGACGAUUGGAGCCCUUUUAAAAGUCCUGACGACGAGUAUGCCUACGUGAUCGAAAAAAUAAGUUACGACAAUCCAGUCCACGUGAGACUCGCUGGCUAUGAAAGGCUGCUCGAGAGCGAAUCAAGUAACUUGGGCAACAGCGAAUCUUGGGAUAUUCUAUUGAAAGCCUUGGCAGAUGGAAUAGCUGAUGAAAAUCGUCCCGUUUUCGAGGCGAGUUUGCAGGUCCACGCGAAACUUUUGGAAUCUUCGCGUGCUCACGACGUUUAUACGAACCUUUUGAGCGCGUUCAACGCUCAGUACCACACGAAAAAGAUCAACGAUACGCUACCGACCCUGAACACCGGUAUAAACUUCAAAAUAUUUUUGCACGAGAAAUUGUGUCGUUUGAUGAGACUGAUCUUACAUCAUCAGGAGGAAAUGGUGAAAAGCGUAAGAACCGUCGACAGAACAAUCGAAGAAAUGAUAGAACAAUUCAUCGUUUUUCUGAGUUCUCACACUCUUGGAAAUUCUGUGUCACCGAAAAUACUCCAUACUCUUAAUAUUUUGUCGAUACUCGAGCCCCAGGCGGGUUGGAGUAAAAAGUGGAUACACGGUUUGGCAACGAGGAAAACGUUCGCAACAGUCCUCGGAAAAUCACCGAGUUUGGUCGAAAAUAUUUUGGUUAUCGUGAGCAGAGGAUUGGAGAAAUCACCUGAAGCACUCACUUUUAUCAUCACCGACGAACCGCCCGAAGUUUUCAUAUCCGGCGAGACUGUCGAAACUGCAACGUAUCUUCACGGCCUUAAUUUUCUCGCUCAAUUGACCAGUUACUCCGCAGGCCGUACUCUGCUCACGGAAAGUCCAUUCGAGUCUUCUCCCUCGAUCAACAAUUUUUCCAUAGCACUAGUUUCUUCACUCAAUAUUCUUGCCUCCUCCGCGACUGCAAAUGCCGUUUACAACUCGUCACGCGUAGCUCUUCGUUACAUGCUCGACAAAUCAAACUUGUUAUCGGAUGGAAAAGUUUAUGAAGUUGCUCUCAGCCCACUGACGAAAAGCUCGAGCAACUCCGAAGGUAAAAUUUGGCCUCAUACUCUUGACACGCUAAAUCAUAUGCUCCAGAGCAAAGAAGGCGUCACUUUUCUCACUGGUGAUCAUCGCAAAAAAUCCGCUGAUCCUCACGAACCCGAGCCGUGCUACCCCAUCGUCGCAGCUUUCGAACACAUCUCCAAACUCCUCAGACAGCCUUUCUCCGUUAUGAACAUCAAUCACGUUGUCGAACUCUUCCGUUUCGUCGGAUGUGCCUUCGGAGUUCACGAACUUCAUGGAAUCCUAGAAAAUACACUUAGAUUACAUUUUUUUCCUGCAGUUGCUUAUCUUUACAGUAAAAUGGACAAGUAUGCUGUGGGCCACGAGAGCACGACUCAGUAUCUCGACAGCGCAGCAAAGAGCAUGCUACUCAAAAUAGUAGCAAGUCCACUCGGACUUCGAACUCUGGUCCAGGAGUCAUUGGUUUUCGAGGAAUUGAUUCGUGGUUCAAUAGCGCCGCUCAGAGCUCCAUGGAGUUCCAGUGAAAUUCUCAGUUUCGUAUCAUCCGCAGCUUAUUUUGAUCUUGGUAGUAAAAUAAUAAACGAUCUUGCUCCCCAAUCGUUAUCGACAACUCUCGAGGAAGUGUCAAUGGUUUUGGAAGAUCCUCUCAACUUCCACGAUCCUUGGGACAAUUGGGAUCUUGAAAAGUUCCUCCACGUUCUCUCCGCUUUGUCUUUGAGCACCCGAUGUUUCAUUGCAUUUAUGGCGGAUUCGGGUUACGACGAUUGUAGCGACGAGUACAAUUAUCCUCGAAGACUGCGGGAUUUGAUAAAUCACUCGAUCCAAGUCGAUUCCCAGUACCACUAUCUGGGACUCUUAACAAUCAAAUCGUUCCUCUGGAAUUUGGAUAUUUACAUUUAUUUGAUGAACGCUUUCAAAUUUGAAACUAAUUUGCUCAAGUUGCAAAAGCUAUCGAUUCAUGAAUUCGAAGAAGAUGGUCAAACAAGAGUCGUCCAUAUUACAGACGCUUGCAGUCUGUUACGCCAUCAAAUUCUCACGAAUUCGUACUACAUCCGACACAAGCUUGACAGAUCGAUCACUGACAUUGAAGAGUGCACGUUGUACUCGGAAUUUCCGCCUCCCAACGAAUCCCGAAUACCUCCAAAUUUGACGAGGACUAAUUCUUCCUCGGACUUGAGCGAAUUGUUGGAAAACAGUAAGCCUGGCCUCAAAGACAGCGGUUGGGUGUUGGAGGUGAGAAAGGCUUACAGGAACUCUCCGGAUCCUAUGAAAAAUUCGGUUCUCAUAGAACUAUUGGAUCAGAUGGAGAAAGCUAUUCCAACAGCCGAAUGGGUUGAUAAUUUUGUAUGGGAAAGUGAAAAUAACGUUGAAAAUCGAGACUGGUUGGAGGAAGAGAACUUAUGUUUCAAUCUGGUUCAUCGUUACGCCGAGGAAAACUGUCCAUUCGAAAAUGAGCAGGGGAAAGAUGAUAUUAAGAUAUUUUUUCAGGCAGCUCAUCGGUUCAUAAAUUAUGUGCCACCAAAGAGUUUCGCAGGUUUCGAUUGGUUUUUGGCAACGAUUUACAUCAUUUGUGAAGGGAAAAUGGACACAUGCAAAAAGUUCGUUGAGCUGAUUAUUCGAUUUCCAUCAGCGAUGUUCAUGUGGCCAAUAUUCGGAUUAACCAUCGAUCAUAAUAACAGAGAGGAAAUGGCAACACAAUGUUUGUUAGGCCAACAUCUCGAAGAUGUGAUCGAUGAAGAAAUAUCAACAGUCAAUUUUGCUUUGAAAAAUCACUGCGGCGUUCAUUGGUGGAUGAUAUGCAACAGACUCAUGUCUCAAUGUUUUUGGGGUGUUUUACCAUGGAACGAAAUCGUUGACUUUAUCGCAAUAAGUAUUUUACACUCAGCCGACUACGUCGUCUAUUAUUGCGUUUCGUUGCUUCAUCACUGUCAGAAUCGGUUGAUGGAAGACAUUACGAAUAAAAAAAUGUGGCCGGACCACAUGUACCUCGGAGAUUACCGCUGUCACUACCAAAUGUCGUUUAUCGACCGGAUUGGUAAGCGCUACGGGAACAGAGUUCUGCCGUCGAUGACGCAACGAAAAUUGAUUUCGACGGAAGAACAGUAACAUUAGUAAUAAAAUUACAAAGACAAGAAGCGAAUGUUAUGUAUAAUUUUCUUACAAGCUCGAAACUCUAAAGAGGUAAACAAUGAUUUAAAAAAAAUGGAGUUUUCUUGCUUUUGAAACUGUUUCUCAGUAAUAUCGUUUCAUUUAAUAUUCUUUUUGUUUCAACAAUGUAAACGUGUGGACCUUAACAGGCGUGAUAAAUGCACAUUAACUUGU
Messenger RNA from Venturia canescens, 3762 nucleotides. Its product is annotated as protein broad-minded-like. Lineage: Eukaryota; Metazoa; Arthropoda; Insecta; Hymenoptera; Ichneumonidae. The transcript has 8 exons. The record is from RefSeq and is a predicted model, not a curated record. Bases 139 to 3546 code for a protein of 1135 amino acids.